CUUUUAGGGGUUUUCAUUUUCGAUUAUUUCCCCUUCUAUUUUUAUUAAAUUUUAUGAUCAAAUAUGCGUACGAUUUGAAAAGAGACGAGUAUUCUAGAGUUCGCGGCGAUUUUGAUUGUUUUGUUGGUGUAGUGAUUCGUGAUUUCGUUUUGUUUAUGAUUGUGAACAGUUCAGAUCUUUAUGGAACUAUUAAGUUUGUGGCGAUAAUCAUGAGCUAGGGUUUUGUUUUUGCUCUAUUUUUAUUGUUAGGGUUGUUGGAAUUUUUAUAUUAAAAAUUAAGCCUUUUUCUGUUUGGUUGGUGCAAUGGUUGUGAACAGGUUAGAUAUGGAAGAGAAGAAGCUUGCUGACGAUAGAAUCGAGCAAGUAGCGAACAAAGAAUUGGUGGUUUCUGAUGUUGAUAAGAGGGAUACCGAUGAUGAGGUCUUUGAGGAAGCUAUUGACAGUUCAAAGCCUGAAUCUUUCCAUGACGAUGGUGUGUUGCACGAGGAUUUACCUUCAGAGAAAGUGAAAGAUUCCAAGGUUAAUGGAGAGAGCCAUGGUGAGGCGAACCUGCAACAUGUAACUGAGGGAGAGGCUGCACCAGGUUUUGUGACUUUCAAAGUGAAUGGUGAUGAAGGGGAAUCAAGUGUAGAGAAUGUCAGCGAGAGAGAUACAAGUUCUUUUUCUGAAAAUGGAAUCGUCUCUCCUGAGAACAGGUCAGAUACGGAAGAAAAGAAGCUUCCAGACGAUAGAAUCAGCGAUGAACAAGUAGAGAACAAUAUAUUGCUAGUUUCUGAUGUUGAUGCGAGGGAUACCGAUGAUGAUGUCUUUGUGGAAGCUAUUGACAGUUCAAACCCUGAAUCUUUCCAAGUCGAUGGUGGGUUGCACGAGGGUUUACCUUCAGAGGAAGGGAAAGUUUCCAAGGUUAGUGGAGAGAGCCAUGGUGAGGCAAACCUGCUACAUACAACCACGGGAGAGGCUGUACCAGGCCCUGUGACUUCCAAAAUCAAUGUUGAUGAGGAGGAAGCAGAUACAGAGAAUGUCAGCGAGACACCUACACGUUCUUUCUCUGAGAAUGGAAUCGUUUCUCCUGAGAAGAAACAACUGGUGGCUGAAGUAAUCGAGGAAACAAGGAAUGAUGGUAUUGAAGAGGAAACCAUAGAUGGAAAUGUUGAUGUAUCAGCUGGCAUGGGAACAGAACAAGAGGCUGGGAAACGUGAAGAAACAAAUAAGGAUUGUUUUGAGAAUGAGUCUGGGGCACAAAGAAAUGGCGAGACUGGUGUUGACUACAACACUGUUAAACGUGCUUCAGGUGACAGAUCCUUGAAUGAUAGUAUUAAAGUAGCUUGUACUGCGACCUCGUCUCCAUUAGAGAAAUCUAGUUCUGCGGAAAAGGUAGAGACUGAAGGUGACAUCAGUAUAGAACAUGAUACAGUUCAAGACAGUAAUGGAAGACUUGGUGUUGAACAUACUUCGCAAACUAUUAAGGAAUUUGAGAAGCAGCAAGGCAGUAGAGUGAAUAUCAGUCCAGAGAUUAAGGAGAGCCCACAUUUGGAAAGAAAAUCUGAGGUAGUAAGCACUGUUUCGCCUGUAGAGUCUACAAGUAAUAGUGCAACGUUACCUCCUGCUCGCCCAGCAGGCCUUGGGCGUGAUGCUCCUCUUUUGGAAUCCACACCACGUGUUCCUCAUCAGCCUCGUGUUAAUGGCAAUGCGUCUCACAAUCAGUCUCAGCAAGCAGAGGACCCUACCACUGCGGAGACCGAUGAGCAUGAUGAAACCCGUGAGAAGCUCCAGUUGAUCAGGGUUAAGUUUUUGAGGCUUUCACAUAGAUUAGGGCAAACUCCACAUAAUGUUGUUGUUGCUCAGGUUUUGUAUAGGCUUGGAUUGGCUGAGCAGUUGAGGGGGAGAAACGGAAGCCGUGUUGGUGCCUUUAGCUUUGAUCGUGCCAGUUCCAUGGCGGAACAACUUGAGGCAGCUGGCCAGGAUCCACUUGAUUUUUCUUGUACGAUUAUGGUGCUCGGUAAAAGUGGAGUUGGUAAGAGUGCAACGAUCAAUUCUAUUUUUGAUGAAGCGAAAAUUUGUACUGAUGCAUUCCAGAUGGGUACAAAGAAGGUUCAGGAAGUUGAGGGUUUUGUUCAGGGAAUUAAGGUUCGGGUGGUUGACACUCCAGGUCUCUUACCAUCAUGGUCUGACCAACACAAGAAUGAGAAAAUACUGAAGUCUGUUAGGGCUUUCAUCAAGAAAAAUCAACCGGAUAUUGUAUUGUAUCUUGAUAGGUUGGAUAUGCAAAGCAGAGAUUCUGGUGACAUGCUUCUUUUGCGCACCAUCACCGAUGUUUUUGGACCAUCGAUCUGGUUUAAUGCCAUUGUGGGUUUGACUCAUGCCGCUUCUGCUCCACCAGAUGGCCCAAAUGGCACUGCUUCUAGCUAUGAGAUGUUUGUAACACAACGUUCCCAUGUCAUUCAGCAAGCCAUUCGACAAGCAGCUGGAGAUAUGAGGCUCAUGAAUCCUGUUUCUUUAGUUGAGAACCACUCUGCUUGCAGGACAAAUCGGGCAGGUCAGAGAGUAUUGCCGAAUGGCCAAGUGUGGAAGCCUCAUUUGCUAUUACUCUCAUUUGCGUCCAAGAUUCUAGCAGAAGCAAAUGCUCUUCUGAAAUUACAAGAUAAUAACAAUCCAGGCAAACCAUUUGUAGCUCGAUCCAAGGCUCCACCACUGCCGCUUCUUCUCUCAUCGUUUCUGCAAUCAAGACCGCAAGCUAAACUUCCUGAUGAGCAGUAUGGUGAUGAAGAAGAUGAAGAUGAUUUGGACGAAUCAUCAGGUUCUGACGAAGAAUCAGAGUACGAUCAGCUUCCUCCUUUUAAGCGAUUGACUAAAGCUGAGAUGGCUAAGCUUAGCAAAUCUCAGAAGAAGGAAUAUCUUGAUGAGAUGGAGUACCGAGAGAAACUAUUUAUGAAGAGGCAGAUGAAAGAGGAAAGAAAGAGACGUAAGAUGUUUAAGAAGUUUGCUGCCGAGAUUAAAGAUAUGGCUAACGAGCAUAGUGAAAAUGUGGAAGAGGAGAGAAGUGAACCUGCUUCCGUUCCAGUUCCCAUGCCAGAUUUAUCUCUGCCUGCAUCGUUCGACUCUGACAAUCCUACUCACAGAUACCGGUCCCUUGAUUCCUCCAACCAGUGGCUUGUUAGGCCAGUUCUUGAAACUCAGGGGUGGGAUCAUGAUGUUGGGUAUGAAGGUGUAAAUGCAGAACGUCUUUUUGUUGUGAAAGAAAAGAUACCGAUAUCUUUCUCGGGCCAAGUGACAAAGGACAAGAAGGAUGCAAAUGUGCAGGUGGAAAUGGCCAGUUCGAUUAAACAUGGAGAAGGUAGAUCAACCUCCCUUGGUUUUGAGAUGCAAAAUGCUGGAAAAGAAUUGGCUUACACUGUUCGAAGUGACAUGAGAUUUAACAACUUUAGGAAACACAAAGCUGCAGCUGGUCUCUCUGUAACGCUCUUGGGUGAUUCAGUGUCUGCGGGGCUGAAAGUAGAAGAUAAGUUGAUUGCUAAUAAAUGGUUCAGAAUGGUUAUGUGUGGUGGGGCAAUGACGAGUCGAGGUGAUGUUGCUUAUGGGGGUAGUUUAGAAGCUCAGUUGAGAGAUAAAGAUUAUCCGCUUGGUAGGUUCUUAUCUACUCUUGGACUUUCUGUGAUGGAUUGGCAUGGGGAUCUUGCUAUCGGAGGGAAUAUACAGUCCCAAGUGCCCAUAGGUCGUUCCUCUAAUCUGAUAGCUCGUGCUAAUCUGAACAACAGAGGGGCAGGGCAAGUAAGCAUCCGGGUAAACAGCUCUGAGCAGCUCCAACUUGCUGUGGUCGCACUUGUUCCCCUGUUCAAGAAGCUACUUAGUUAUUAUUCCCCUCAGGAAAUGCAGUAUUGACAAUAAUGAUAACACUUCUGGUUUCAAUUCACUUCCUACCAGAACAUCCUAGAGUCAAGAGUGUGAGUUGAAAAGGAAACCUUGGUGUUCCCCUUGGGUUGAAAACUUUAAGAAGAAAUUGUUGGAGGGAGGCCCCUGUUUUCUUUAAAUAGCCAGAACACUUGCUCGUCCGUUGUCUAAUUUAAGCUUAGUUGUGGUUUUAUUCUCUUUCCAGAACCUUUGUAUGGCCUUCUGUUCAUGUCUACUCUUGAUUUUUUCAUAAAGCUUGUUAAAAAGUAUGCUGCAAUCUAGUUAUUGACCUUAAGACACCCAUAACCCUCUGGGUUAGCCGUAAUUCAAGGCUUUUAAAGGGAGUUUUGUAGGUCCUAAUUAUCUGCUAAACGUUGAUGUUGCCCAACCAUGUAAAUACAGCUAUUGUAAGCUGUUUCGGAAAGUCAAUGUUGCUGGUAACUCUUUUUGGCACCAUGACGGCUUUUUGGGUGUGUCCUCAAAUCAAAAGUUUCUGUUGUUAAACUGUUACUGCGAAUCUUACAUUGUCAUGUUGAGUUCC
This is a messenger RNA of Eruca vesicaria subsp. sativa (arugula), 4429 nucleotides long. The record is from the annotation of a GenBank genome assembly. Lineage: Eukaryota; Viridiplantae; Streptophyta; Magnoliopsida; Brassicales; Brassicaceae.